AUGCUUAAAUCAAUUAGACGUAAAUUAUAGGCUAUAACAGAAUAUGAAAAUGAAAAUUAUGAGGUAUAUAUAAUUAAGAAUUAGAUUACAAUAGAAUUGCUUCUACGUGGUGAAUUGACAAAAACAGAACUGGAAUUUCUAAUGAAAAAUUUUGGGAAUUUAAAAUUCUUUGAAGAGUAGAAAGCUAAACUUCCUCUUUAUCUUUAUACUUAAAUCUAUAAGAACCUUAAUUAUGAGAAUGUUUAAGCUUAUGAAUCUGUAUUUAAUUAUGGUAUUUGUAAAUAUUAUGACUAGGUGAUAUGGGAUCCACUUAUUAUAUUAUUCUGAAAGGGGAAGUAGUGGUAUUACUUCCAAAGCCUUAGGUUUAAGAAGAUUUAUUUAAUCAUCGAUUAACAGUUGAUUAAAUAAGAUAGCGUAUUGAAAAUGAGAAAAGGAAAUAAUUUAGUGAUUUUAAUGAAUUCUUAACAAUUGCAUAUUCAGACUUCAUAAAAGUUAGAACUUUAAAAGCUGGAGAUACUUUUGGAGAAUUGGCUCUUAUAACAAAAUCUAAAAGAACAGCAACUAUAAUAUGUAGUGUUGAUAGCCAUUUUAUGACUCUUUAAAAAAAUGCUUUCGAUCGUAUUUUAUAUGAGCAUCACAAUUCAAUACAUAAAUAGUAAUUAGCCUUUUUUGAUAAUAUACCUUAUUUACAUGGAAUACCUGAUUAACAUUUAACUUAAUUGAUGCAUCAAAUGAUUGAAAUAUAACCAAAAUUAAACAGUACAAUAUAUAAAGAGAAUGAAGAAUCACAUUCAGUUUAUUUUAUAAUGACUGGAGAAGUGGAAUUAUCAUAUAAAAUAAAUAAUCGAUAAAGGAUUGUAAUAUCUUUAAUGACUAAAGGAGCUAUUUUUGGAGAAAAUGAAAUACUUAAAGGAAUUAAAAGAACUCAAAAGGCUACAUGCAAAAGUAAUGAGACUAUAUUGAUGACUUUAAGUUCUUAGCAAUUUCUUUCAACUUUAGAAAAUCAUAAUUUAACUAAUGAUUGUUCAAAAAAGUCAGAAUUAAAAGCAGAAAGACAUUCAAAAUAAAUACUUUUGAGGAGAAAGGCAACUGAAUCCUUACUUACUUGUCGUCCUCCACCUAAGACCAUUUUAAAUUUAGAUUCAGAAAUAACUCGUUUUCAUUUGACUAGACAAAUUUCAUUAAGCAAUAAACAUAUUCAUCAUCCACCAAUAACUAGUACUAAUUGUCUAAUUCCUAUUGAAAUUCCACAUUAUAUCAAAUUAAUGCCACAAUAUCAAUAAUAAACUCAUUCAAUUUCUAAAUAGAGUUAUAGUAAUAGACUAAGAAACCUAUUAAAAACAGAAAGAAGUGAAUUAACUUAAUUAAAAGGAUCUUCUUACUACUCAACUACUUCUCAAUAAUCUCCAAAACACUGUAUUAAUAUACACGUGGAGAGAUUAAGAAAAUCUAGAUAACGAUGA
Paramecium primaurelia is the source of this 1463-nucleotide messenger RNA. The record is from the annotation of a GenBank genome assembly. NCBI's taxonomy places the organism in Eukaryota, Ciliophora, Oligohymenophorea, Peniculida, Parameciidae.